AUGGUCGUCGCCGUUCCUACUGCCAGCCUUGAGGGCAAGGUUGCUCUUGUCACUGGUGCCGGCCGUGGCAUUGGCCGCGGCGUUGCUCUUGAGCUCGGCAAGCGCGGUGCCUCCGUCAUCGUCAACUACGUCUCCUCCAAGGGCCCUGCCGAAGAAGUUGUCAAGGAGAUUGAGUCCUACGGCAAUGGCGCCAAGGCCGUUUCCAUCCAGGCCGACGUCUCCAAGGUUGCUGAGAUCAACCGCCUGUUCGAAGAGGCCAAGCAGGCAUUCGGCAAGCUCGACAUCGUCAUGAGCAACUCUGGCACCGAGAGCUGGGACAAGACAUUGGAGAUAACCGAGGAGAAGUACGACCAGGUCUUCAACCUCAACACCCGCGCGCAGUUCUUUGUCGGUCAGGCUGCCUUCAGGCACCUCGAGGACAACGGCCGUCUCAUUCUCAUGUCCAGCAUUGCCGCUGGUCUGCUCGGUGUCAAGGACCACGUCCUUUACAACGCCAGCAAGAUGGCUGUGAUCGGCAUGAUCAAGUCGUUCGCGACCGACUUCGGUGUGAGAGGCAUCACUGUCAACGGUGUGGCUCCUGGCGGAAUCAAGAGCGACAUGUUCACCCAGAACGCAUGGCACUACAUCCCCGGCGGCACUCCCGACUGGUCUGCUGAGAGGAUUGAGGGACUUAUGGCCGACCACUGCCCGCUUGGUCGGUGUGCGGUGCCACAAGACGUCGCCAGGGUGGUCGGCUUCCUGGCUAGUGAGGACGGCGGAUGGGUCAAUGGCCAAGUCAUUACCGUCUCCGGCGGUUCCUCGCAAUAA
This is a messenger RNA of Lasiodiplodia theobromae, 807 nucleotides long. Its product is annotated as Short-chain dehydrogenase/reductase SDR. The coding region runs from base 1 to 807 and encodes 268 amino acids. The transcript is spliced from 2 exons. Lineage: Eukaryota; Fungi; Ascomycota; Dothideomycetes; Botryosphaeriales; Botryosphaeriaceae. Gene Ontology annotation, molecular function: oxidoreductase activity. The record is from RefSeq and is a predicted model, not a curated record.